Messenger RNA from Hypoxylon trugodes, 2531 nucleotides. Its product is annotated as putative MFS transporter. NCBI's taxonomy places the organism in Eukaryota, Fungi, Ascomycota, Sordariomycetes, Xylariales, Hypoxylaceae. The record is from RefSeq and is a predicted model, not a curated record. Bases 462 to 1922 code for a protein of 486 amino acids. Gene Ontology annotation, cellular component: membrane. The transcript is spliced from 5 exons. Gene Ontology annotation, biological process: transmembrane transport. Gene Ontology annotation, molecular function: transmembrane transporter activity.
ACGACCUCCCCGCCUCCACAUCGGAAAUAUGAGGUCUAGAAACUUGUUUUCCGAUCGGAUGAGACGUUAGGGUAACGGGGAUGUUCGAUUCAAUUGCGCGCGAAAUCUUAUGGAUUGAACGCUUUUCCGAUCCCUGCUGUUUUCUGUCCCCAUUCGUUAGCAAGAGAUUAGCCGAUCGCUUCGAAAUCCGAUAACCCUGAUCCAAUACAAUUCUUUUGGACUAGUGCUAGCUGCCCCAUGGGGAUUCAUCAAGAUAUUAACCCUGGACUUUGCGGGGACUCCACACUUCUAAUAGGGAAUUGGACUUAGACGACCCCUAAGUGGAUUACUUAAGGAGUGAAAGCCCAUAUCACCUCCCAGGGCAUUCUUCUCGGUCCAGCAUCUUUGCUCCAUAUCUUGUAGUCCUUGGUAUUCUGGCUCCUUUUCUCAAAGCCGCCAUAAUUAGGGCCAAUUUUAAUACCAUGGACGCAACUCCUGACCUCAGCCGCCAGAAAAGCGGAAAGGCUGAGCAUGUCGAGCAAAUCGCCGGCGAAGUCUUGGACAAGGGGACCGAUGCGCCGGUCGACAGGUUCGGCGCUCAUGCGAAAACGGAUCCAAAAGAGAUCAAACUUGUGAAGAAACUGGAUAUGUAUAUUCUUCCUAUCCUCUGGUUGAUGUACUUCUUCAACUUCCUCGAUCGAAAUGCGAUGGUCAACGGCAAGUUAGACGGGCUAGACAAACAACUCCACAUGAAGGGAUAUGAGUACAACACUUGUGUUUCUAUUCUCUUCGUUGGUUAUCUCGCGGGACAAGUCCCUUCCAACAUGCUUCUCAAUCGUGUCCGUCCUUCAUUAUUCAUGGCCGGAUUUAUGACUGCUUGGUCUAUCACCACCCUAUGCACAUUCUUGGUGCACGACUACAAGACAAUGUUAGUCGCAAGACUGAUUCUAGGAAUUGUGGAAUCUCCGUUUUAUCCCGGUGCGCUUUACAUGUUAAGCAUGUUCUACACGAGGAAGGAAAUCGCAACUCGUAUGUCUGUUUUCUAUACAGGAAAUAUGGCUGCGAGUGCGUUCUCUGGGUUGAUAUCCGCGCCUAUAUUUGCGGGUUUAGGGGGUGUUCGUGGACUGGCUGGAUGGCAAUGGUUAUUCAUAAUCCAAGGAUCGCUAUCAACAGUCAUCGCGAUCGCUGGAUUCUUCCUUCUACCCGAUGCACCCUUAAAAACUCGAUGGCUCACCCCGGAAGAACGCCAACUAGCCCACGACCGCAUCGCUAGGGAUACGACAGAAAGAAGCGAGGCCGGAACCAGUGUCAUGAAGGGAUUAAGAGAAGCUCUCGUUGACUACCGGACGUGGAUUUUCUGCUUGUGCGACAAUCUACACCUUAGCGCUAAUGGCUUCAAGAAUUUCUUGCCGACCGUCGUCAAGAAUCUCGGCUUAGACACAACGACAGCUUUGGUCCUUACUUGCCCGCCCUACAUUUUCGCGGCGUUUCUUAGCAUCGCCGUAUCGUAUAGCAGUGGACGGUUCAAUGAACGUACAUGGCAUAUCACAUUAUCCAAAGUGGUCGCAAUCGCCGGUUUUGCUAUUAGUAUGGCAACGCUCAACACGGCAGCCCGCUACGUCGGCAUAAUGUUGUUUGUAGGAGCUACAUACGGCGUUAACAACAUUAUUCUGAGUUGGACCAGCUCUGUUUUGGGUCAGUCGGACGAGAAGAAAGCGGUUGCGAUUGCGAUGUGCAACAUGUUUGGGAACUUGAGUUCCGUCUAUACGCCUUACCUUUGGCCAGACUCCGAUGCACCGCAAUUCAUUAAGGCCAUGUCGGGGGCAAUUGGGUUCUCGGCGGGUGUGAUUAUUUGUGCUUGGGUCUUGAAGAUUUCCCUUAUGAGGUUGAAUAAGAAGAUGCGGCGAGAUGAUCCGUCGGCUUCGAAUUUUUACGUGUAUUGAUGAAUUUCUUGUUUAAAUUUGGAUAUUUGGCUAGUGGGCAUAGCGACUACCUAGGUAAUUUUAUCUAGAACUGUAUCUUCGCUUAUAGGCCGAUCCGCCGGUGCAAUUACAGAGGAGGUUAGCGUCGUGGCCUCCUAGUCUUUUAACGAGCUACAGCUUGUGCCUCCCUAUUAUUAUAGCGACCACGAGACAGAGCCUAAAGGCGUGCCGUAGAGCACUGAAUGUCACAGAUUACUGCGUGUGAUGAUGACGAAUUAACGCAGCCGACCCUACAAAAACACUGCCUCAAAAAUCGCCAACCUCGCCGCGCAAGUGGCUGCAAUACAACCGAAUCGCACUAAGUUAUAGGGAGCUCGGCGCCCCAGAUCAUCCAAUUUUAGCGUGUAGCCGCAAGAAACUUCUAAAAUAAGGCAGGCAUACAUACUAUCGAAACUUUUGCUUAUUGUUUUAACUGAGGGUUCUUAGGUAUUCUUACUCAGUAUAUAUAUAUAUAUACAGAAAUUCAUAGUUGCAUCGAAAAUGCUGUGAUUAGAGUCUUGUUAUAGCCGUCACCUAUACCGUUAUUACUAAUAAAAUCCUUGUAGCUGUAUCAGUUAAUCGGUUAUCAAU